GUCUCCCUGGAAACCGCGGCAGAGUGAGACCUCUUCGCUUUGCUCCACUGUCUCUGCAGUGUUUUAGGAAACGUGGCCUUAACAGCAGCAGCAUCUGUACAUGAAUGAGAAACACACAGCGGCUCCAGUCUCCUCCUCUGCCCGUCUGCCAGUCAGCCCUGCCCGCGGUCCCGCCUGAAGAAGCCCGUCUCUGAAGAGAACCAUGUCCGAGACAGAACCGGUCCCGGUCGCGGCCGCGGAGGCCCUGAACCUCACCGACUCCAACGGGACCCAGGCGCUCAACGCUUCGGCUAAAUUCGUGGCGACUCCGGAGGGCACGGCGCUGGCAUACGGCAGCCUGGUGUUCAUGGCGCUGCUGCCCAUCUUCUUCGGAGCCCUGCGGUCCGUCACUUGCUCCAAAUCUAAGGAGCUCGGAGAAAAUGAUUACGAUUCUGGGUUCAGAAAUGCAUCAGACAUGCCAGAAACGAUCACCGGUCGAGACGCGGCGAGGUUUCCCAUUAUCGCCAGCUGCACUCUGUUUGGGCUCUACCUCUUCUUCAAGGUAUUUUCUCAAGAGUACAUCAACCUGCUGCUGUCGGUCUACUUCUUUGGCCUGGGCGUCCUGGCUCUGUCCCACACUAUGAGUCCUCUGAUGUCCAGAAUCUUUCCAGAUUCUUUCUCAAACAAACAGUACCAGCUGCUCUUCACUCAGGGCGCUGAAGAGACCAAAGAAGAAAUAGUCAACUACGAGUUUGACACCAAGAACCUGGUGUGUCUGCUCAUCAGCAGCGUGGUGGGGGUCUGGUACCUGCUCAAGAAGCACUGGAUAGCCAAUAACCUGUUUGGCCUGGCGUUUGCCCUGAACGGCGUGGAGCUGCUCCACCUGAACAACGUCAGCACCGGCUGCAUCCUGCUGGGGGGGCUGUUCGUCUACGACGUCUUCUGGGUGUUUGGGACCAACGUCAUGGUAACGGUUGCCAAGUCCUUUGAAGCCCCAAUCAAAUUGGUGUUUCCCCAGGACUUGUUGGAGCGAGGACUUGAAGCCAGUAACUUUGCCAUGCUGGGUCUGGGAGACAUCGUCAUCCCCGGUAUCUUCAUCGCCCUGCUGCUGCGCUUCGACGUCAGCCUGAAGAAGAACAGCCGAACGUAUUUCUACUCCAGUUUCCUGGCCUACAUCUUCGGACUGGGCCUCACCAUCUUCAUCAUGCACACCUUCAAACACGCACAGGUACGAGACAGGGGCUCCUAAACAUGGAGGCAUAUG
Perca fluviatilis (European perch) is the source of this 1243-nucleotide messenger RNA. It is a transcript of the gene hm13, whose product is annotated as histocompatibility (minor) 13. The transcript has 10 exons. Gene Ontology annotation, cellular component: membrane; lumenal side of endoplasmic reticulum membrane; cytoplasmic side of endoplasmic reticulum membrane. The record is from RefSeq and is a predicted model, not a curated record. Gene Ontology annotation, biological process: membrane protein proteolysis. NCBI's taxonomy places the organism in Eukaryota, Metazoa, Chordata, Actinopteri, Perciformes, Percidae. The coding region runs from base 203 to 1228 and encodes 341 amino acids. Gene Ontology annotation, molecular function: aspartic endopeptidase activity, intramembrane cleaving.